This is a messenger RNA of Oryza brachyantha (malo sina), 2500 nucleotides long. Its product is annotated as LEAF RUST 10 DISEASE-RESISTANCE LOCUS RECEPTOR-LIKE PROTEIN KINASE-like 2.1. Gene Ontology annotation, molecular function: ATP binding; protein kinase activity; polysaccharide binding. Lineage: Eukaryota; Viridiplantae; Streptophyta; Magnoliopsida; Poales; Poaceae. Gene Ontology annotation, biological process: protein phosphorylation. The record is from RefSeq and is a predicted model, not a curated record. The transcript is spliced from 3 exons. The coding region runs from base 308 to 2320 and encodes 670 amino acids.
GGAAUUCCAAGCCAACAACAUCACACUCAUGUAGGUUAGGCGUCUCUGGUGAUGGGUGAUUACUGGUUUUGAGUGUAACUUGUCUCUCGUUAACAAGGAAUUCCAAUUUCCAAGUCAACAACUUCACAGUCAUGUAGGUCCAGGGUCUGUGGUGAUGGGUGAUUACUGGCUUUUGAGUGUAACUUGUCUCUCGUUCACAAGGAAUUCCAAGUCAACAUAGCGCUCACCUAGGUCCAUGAUGAACUGCUCUGCUUACUAUUACUAGCUAAUUAAUUGCUUCAUACUCCGGCUCUGCGAGCUAGCUGCCAUGGCGACUCCUGGUUCAUUCUGUCGCUCAACUGCGCUUCAAGCCAUUUAUGUCUUGUGUUUGCUUGUCCCAGAUGCAGGUGGGCGGCACCAUCAUCGUCCUACUUGCCCUCCGUUCGCAUGCGGCCAUCUCAGCGACGUAUCGCCGCCGUUCCGCCGGCGAGGUGACCCGCCGGAGUGCGGCGUCGCAUCUUACGAGCUGACUUGCGGCGAUGGCAAGGCUACCAUUCAGAUCGACAGCGGGACAUACUUGGUGAAGAGCAUCAACUACACGGAUCAAACUUUCUGGGUCGUCGACGCCAACAUGUUGGAUUCACAUAACACUUGCCCUCUUCCUCGCUGGAAACGCAAUCUUGAUUAUUACGAGUCGCUUGAAGAAGACUCAAGCCGCAGCCACAAAGUCGAGCUGAUGCCAUCUUAUCAUUGGGGAACUUCCGCUGCUGUUUUUGUGACUUGUUCGAGGGAAGUAACCAACAGUGAGAUGCAGUACAUGCCUGUCGCUUGCAGCAGCAGCAGCUCCUUCGUUUACGUGCUAACUGGACGGUACUCUCAAUAUAUGCACAGUCUUGAGCCUUCCUGCGGGUACUUGGCCAUGACUCCUUUGGCUUUGGGUAAAGAGAAUGCAAGCUAUGCGGAUGUUAUCAAACUAAUGACAGGUGGAUUCGCUAUUCGGUUUCCUUACACAAUUCAUCCUUUCAGCUCCAGCUCGGUUAAGGACUGCAUGGCAGAGUCAUUUCAAUAUAUCCGUGAGGAACGAUCGAAGCCUGCCUGGAUUGUCCACACGGUGAUGCUUGACUUUGGUUUCUGGCCCUGCGUAUUUGAUCCUCGAUCUAGAUCGACUAAAGCUGCCCGAGUGUUCUUGGAAUUAUCAACAUUGGCCAUGUGGAUUUGGAAGUGGAUUGCUGUAUUUUGCAGGUUCAUUUUAGCGCCCCUGGUAAUAUUAACCUUCCUAGCGCACAAGUAUUGGAAGAUCAAGAUAACAACUGACGCAGUGGAGAAGUUUCUUCGGAUGCAGUUGAUGAUUGGUCCAACAAGGUAUGCCUACACCGACCUUGUUGCAAUCACAGGUCACUUUGGGGAGAAGCUCGGCCAAGGAGGCUAUGGCUCUGUAUACAAAGGUGUUCUUCUCCCUGGCAAUGUCCAUGUGGCCGUCAAGGUUCUAGGAAACUCCAACUGCAACGGUGAAGAGUUCAUCAGUGAGGUCUCCACCAUCGGUACGAUUCACCAUGUCAAUGUGGUUCAUCUUGUUGGUUUUUUUUCAGAGGAAAUGAGGAGGUCACUUGUCUACGAGUUCAUGCCACGGGGAUCGCUGGACAAGUACAUUUUCUCUUCAGAGAGAAGCUUCUCAUGGGACAAGCUCAAUGAGAUUUCUUUGGGCAUUGCCAGGGGGAUCAACUACCUUCAUUGUGGUUGCGAUAUGCAGAUACUUCACUUUGACAUCAAGCCACACAACAUCCUUCUUGAUGACAACUUUGUUCCAAAAGUUGCUGAUUUUGGCCUCGCCAAGCUGUACCCAAGGGACAACAGUUUUGUGCCGCUCAACGCCUUACGAGGAACGAUAGGUUAUAUUGCUCCAGAGAUGAUAUCUCGGAGCUUUGGUGUCAUAUCAAGCAAAUCCGAUGUCUAUAGCUUUGGAAUGCUACUGCUGGAGAUGGCUGAAGGAAGAAGAAACUCGAACAUGCACGCUGAAAACUCUAGUCAGGCCUACUACCCAUCAUGGGUGUAUGACCAGUUAUUUGGGCAACAAAUGGGCGUUGGUGAGACAACUUUUGCUAUUGUAUCUGACAUGCAUGAGAUAGAGAGGAAGCUGUGUAUAGUUGGGCUGCAUUGCAUCCAAAUGAGAUCUCACGAUCGGCCAACAAUGGGCAUGGUCAUAGAGAUGCUUGAAGGUGACAUUGUUGGCCUGCAGAUGCCUCCAAGACCAUUCUUCUGUGAUGAUGAACUCAUUCCUCCUGUGGGUGAUUCCUACCAUUUCUCCUCUGAGCUAAUUGAAAUCUCAGAGGAGGAUGAGUGAAGCUUGUGCGUGCUUUGAUGCAAACCAGCUAGUAGCUACUUGCUAGUACCUUGUGUAGGUUGUAAAAUGAUGAAGCUAGAAAUAACUGUAAAGAGUUAUAUGUUUCUUGUGCACUAUUUAUUUAAAACGAUAAAUGUUGUAUUUUUUUUUUAAAUUUGCUACAUGUAACUAUUUAUGGAG